AUGAGGUUAUUAGUGCUCAUAUGUUUGCUUUUUGGCGUUUUGGGUUCACUAGAAACCAAAAAUAAGUUAGUGGAAUGUGAAGUCUGCAGAGAAGUGUUCAGAGAAGCGCAAAAAUGGGCCUUAGAUCCGAAUAUUUGGGAGUAUCCAAUUGAUAUUGCAGUGGAAAUUUGCAAAAAAUUCGAAGGAUACACUAUUCCAGUUUGUCUUGGUGCAAUAAAAGAAAAUGUUCUGAUAGUUACAGGGAGCAUAGCAAGACAUUAUUUAGACCCAGAGUGGGCUUGCUCGAUGCUGGAAUUCUGUGACUCUCCUAAGUACGUUAAAGAAAACUUCACAGAAUGGCAAGACAACAUUUUGCAAUCGAAACCGUCAGCACCAGCACCAACUCCUUCUGGACAAGGGACAUAUAAAUUUGGACACAUCAGUGAUUUGCAUAUUGAUAUUUAUUAUCAAGAAGGAACAAAUAAUAACUGUGGACUUCCUGUCUGCUGUAGAUCAUGGAAUGGUCCAGGCAAUUCUGGCUAUUGGGGCGACUUACAGUGUGAUCUCCCAGUCAGAACACUUGAAGUUACACUUGACCAAAUGAGUCAGAUUGAUUUAGACUUUUUAAUAGUCACUGGAGACAUUCCUGCCCACGACGUUUGGAACCAAUCGUUAUCAUACAACCUAAACUAUCAGCAAGUUGUUGCCGAUUUAUUUGAAAAAUAUUUCCCAACGACCCCUAUUUAUUAUAUGUUCGGAAAUCAUGGACCUUUCCCAGUUAACAACUUAGACCCCAGAAAUUCGUCAGUGUUUAUAGAUCCUUUCACGCAAAUUUGGUCGAAUUGGCUAGAUGCUCAGGCAAUCGAAACUUUAAAAUCUACGUGGACUUAUUCAAUGGUUCACCCUGGAACUAACUUGAAAAUGGUCGCAAUCAAUACUCAAGCAUGCAAUAACGAUAACUUCUUUUUGUUAGAAAAUGCAACUGACCCUAUGGGGCAAAUUCAGUGGCUUGCAAAAGAGCUAGCAGCUGCUGAGCAAAGUGGACAAGUCGUGUACCUGUUUUCUCAUAUUCCAAUUGAGAGUGGAGAUUGCUUACUCCCCUCUGUGAGUAACAAAAAAUUUUGUUCACUUACGGAGGGGGGUUAAUUUUUGUUUUAUAAAUAUUAUAUAUAGUCAGUGUCACUAACUAUAUAUAAAUUUUAUAGAAAAAAUUUUUUUCGAAAUUUUAAAAAAAUCCUAAUUUGCAAAAAUUGGGAAGCAAAAUAUUAAUUUAAUUUAUAAAAUUUUAUUUUUUAAAGCGCAAUUUAUUUAAAAUUAAGCAAAAUUAGCUCGAAAUUAAUAAUACUAAUUAUCACUUAUAUAUCAAAACUUUCAUCAUAAAAAAUUUUUUCUAUUAAAAAAAUUUUUGUUUGCUCACGGAGGGUGGGUUUUUUGGGCAAAAAAUAGCGAUUUUUUUAAAUGAUUUUGUUCACUCACGGAGGGGGGGGAGUUAGAGAUGAUUGGGCAGCACAUGUCAAUGCAUUGGUUGAUAGAUACUCUAAUACUAUUGCUGGACAGUUUUAUGGGCAUACUCAUAAGGAUCAAUGGUCAAUCACCAGAGGGGUUAAAAGCUUAACUCCACUUAGUGUUCAAUGGGCAGCGCCAAGUGUGACCACUUAUCAAGGCAUGAAUCCAUCAUUUAGAGUUUAUGAAGCAGAUACAGUGACUAAGCUUGUUACUGAUAUUCAUCAAUAUAGACUCAAUCUUACAGCAGCCAAUGAAAACCCAUCAGUCACUCCGACAUUUGAGCUUGCUUAUUCAUUUUUGGACUACUAUGGACUUCCAGAUUUACAGCCUCAGACUUUGCUUGACUUCGCUAACACUUGGAUGGCCAAUGAGACCAGAUCUUUGCAGUAUCUAGAUGCAUACUAUGGAGUACCAGGAGCUCAGACAUCAUGUGAUCAAAAUUGUAGACUUGUGCUAGUUUGUGAUCGUAUUUGGGGAACUAAUGCUUUACAGAGCAUCUGCACUGGCACACCUGAAUAUGGCUUGAUCAAUGGGCUUUAUAUUGCACUCUUUGGACCAUGGGUUUAUAAACAAUAA
Blepharisma stoltei is the source of this 2061-nucleotide messenger RNA. Lineage: Eukaryota; Ciliophora; Heterotrichea; Heterotrichida; Blepharismidae. The record is from the annotation of a GenBank genome assembly.